Messenger RNA from Carica papaya (papaya), 2037 nucleotides. Its product is annotated as IAA-amino acid hydrolase ILR1-like 3. Gene Ontology annotation, biological process: auxin metabolic process. The record is from RefSeq and is a predicted model, not a curated record. NCBI's taxonomy places the organism in Eukaryota, Viridiplantae, Streptophyta, Magnoliopsida, Brassicales, Caricaceae. Gene Ontology annotation, molecular function: hydrolase activity.
UGCCCCAAGUGUCUCCAUCUCUGGAAAGGCAAGAGGAAAAGCAUUCUGGGAAUGAUGAAUCUUGUUUUGCUGAUUUCUCUGAAAAGAAAACUUCAUGCACUCAAGUGCUUGCCGAGUUUUUUAUUAUUAUUUUAAAUUAUUAAAUACAGGGGUUCAUUGCGAAUAAUUGAGUAGUAUUAGUAGUAAACCAGCUGAGCAGAUAUCAACUCAGUUUCGAAAGCUUCCUCCGAGCACCAGUUGUAAAGUUGUAGGCAAUUAAAUCUUUGAACAGGAAAUUUCAAAUCGAUAAUCUUCAGAUCAAUUUAUUAGAUUGUACUAAAAGUAAUCUACCUAUCAUGUUGUUUGACAUCUUGAUUCAUCCUUCCCAUCGUUUUUUGUUUUUAUCAGAAAAAAGUCCUUCGUCAACCUUUAGCUCUCUGCAAACUACAAUCCAUUUGAGAAUUCAUGAUCCUAUAUUACAUUUUCCCUUGCUCUAUUCCUCAUUUUGUUCCUUGUCUGCUUCUUUCAUUCGCUUACUUCUCUGCGGUUCAUGGCGAUUCCAACUCUGCUGCUCAAAUUUACGGCAAUCAAAUCUUGAACUCAGCGCAUCAAGAUUUUGAUUGGUUGGUCUCACUGAGGAGGCAAAUCCAUGAAAACCCAGAACUCAGUUUCCAAGAACACAACACCAGUGCUCUUAUUCGCCGAGAACUCGACAAGCUGGGCAUCCAUUAUUCCUACCCACUUGCCGGAACCGGGAUAGUUGCCGAAAUUGGGUCUGGUUCUCCACCUGUGGUUGCGCUUCGGGCCGACAUGGACGCCCUCCCUUUGCAGGAGCUUGUUGAUUGGGAGCAUAGGAGCAAAAUUGACGGUAGGAUGCACGCGUGCGGACAUGAUGCUCACACAACUAUGCUUCUGGGUGCUGCAAAGUUACUUAAUCAGCGUAAAGACAAACUCAAGGGAACUGUAAGACUUAUCUUCCAACCUGCCGAGGAACGAGGUGCUGGUGCAUCUCGGAUGAUAGAAGAAGGAGCUCUUGGUGAUGCUGAAGCAAUAUUUGCGAUGCACAUUGAUCACGAGUUACCCACUGGAAGCAUAGCAAUCCUUUCAGGGCCAGUUUCAGCUUCUGUUUCUUCCUUCGAAGCCAGGAUAGAAGGAAAAGGUGGUCAUGCUGCUGUUCCCCAUUCUACUACAGAUCCAAUACUUGCUGCAUCCUUCACAAUUUUAGCUCUUCAACAACUCAUCUCAAGAGAGGAUGAUCCCCUUCAUAGCCAAGUGCUUUCUGUUACUUUUGUUAGAGGUGGGACUGCAUUUAAUGUCAUCUCGCCAUAUGUGGUGUUUGGGGGCACCUUGAGGAGUCUUACAACUGAGGGAAUGCAUCAACUCCAACGGAGGUUGAAAGAGGUUAUUGAAGGACAAGCAGCCGUUCACAGAUGUACGGCCUAUAUUGACAUGAAAGAAGAAGAUCUUCCAUCAUAUCCUGCACUCGUGAAUGAUGCAAGCCUGUAUUCUCAUGUUGAAAAUGUCGGUAAGCUCGUGGUUGGUGCUGGGAAUGUUAAGGGGGGCAAAAAAGAAAUGGCCUCAGAGGACUUUGCAUUUUAUCAAGAAUUGAUUCCGGCAUUCAUGCUUAGCAUUGGAAUUCGAAACGAAGAACUGGGUUCGAUACAUUCCCCUCACUCGCCUCACUUUUUUCUCGAUGAGAACGUGCUUCCAAUCGGGGCUGCAUUACACGCUGCUCUCGCUGAGACGUAUCUCGACGAGAACCAAUGUCAAUCCUGUUGAAAUCAAAGAGAGAUUCCAAAACACCCUCUUGUUCUUCAAUGUGCUCCUGGCUUCCUUAUAACCAGCUCAAAUACUUUAAGCUUGCUUUGUCUUUGGAUGACGGCAACGAUCCCUGACCCAUAACUCGGAUUGAUAAAGCAUGCAUUUUGUUUGAAUGGAAAAUGGCAAAGAAAGAGAAAAAGACAUUGAAACUCUGUAAGGUGGGUGAAUGAAAUAGAAUGCCCAAGUUCAUGCACCUGUUGACUAAUCUGCUUUUAACACAGCAAAUUUAGAAUUUAA